Molecule: messenger RNA, 1519 nt
Organism: Ilex paraguariensis (yerba mate)
Lineage: Eukaryota; Viridiplantae; Streptophyta; Magnoliopsida; Aquifoliales; Aquifoliaceae
Source: the annotation of a GenBank genome assembly
AUGGUGGUACAACAGAAUUUCCAAUUGGGUAAAGGGAGCUUGUCAUUCUCACCUCUUUGGGCCUAUGCCUCUUAUAUGAAGGGAAAUUUAUUGUUUGAACAAGAAGAGACUUGGCAUGUUGCAUUAAAGAGUGCCAGGGCUGUUUAUGAGGAGCUCGGGAAAUAUGGAGACUUGGAGAAUCAAAAUUGUGCCGUGAACGUGUGCAGGAACUGGACCCAAAUAUACGGCUGUUAUGGCCGAGGCUAUAGGUCUCAGCAGGCUGCAUCUAUGACAGAAUUUAAUUGGCUAGGUCAUAUAUUUCCAAUUUCAAAUUCCAAGACACUGGUUGCCAUAUUGAAAGCUCGGGAAUUGGAGAAAGAUCUUCAUGGUCCAGCAGCAAACUCUCUUCCAGCUGAGAAACGACUUAUCAUGUUCGACAAACUUUUUUCUGCCUAUCAUGAUGCCAGAAGUUGCAUCCGUAGUGACUUGGCUACUGCAUGUAAUUCUGAAAGCAUGAAGGAUGAUUUGAGUGGCCUUGAUAAAGCUAUAGCUGCUGUCUUAGGGCAACGAACUAUUGAGCGGAACCAGUUGUUAGUGAGCAUAGCCAAAAACAAACUUAAUAAGGUCCGAGAUGACAAAAAUGAAAAAGUUACCAAGCCUGAUGAACUUGUCCGGUUAUUUGAUCUUUUAUUACAGAAUACAGCUGAUCUUUCUGAUUUAGUUUGCUCUGGAAGAGAUAGAAAACCAGAAGAAGUGGCAUUUGCUGAAGAAUGUGAACUCAAAAGUUCGGUAUUCCGAGCCGAGAGGUGCUUUUACUUGGCUAAAUCCUACAGUUCUGCUGGAAAGAGGACAGAAGCAUAUGCAUUGUAUUGCCGUGCUCGUUCUAUAGCUGAUACAGCCCUUAUAAAAAUUCAGAAUUUGACAGCUGCUGAUCGGGUAAUGAUCAAGGAGUUGAAGGUGAUAUAUAAUGACAGCAGAUCCAACAGUUGUAUAGAGCAUGCAACUGGUAUUAUGGAGGUGGAGAAAGCUCCAGAGAAUCUCUCAAAAAAGAUCUCUACCUUGUCAAUAACUGUAAAUGACAAGCUGGAGAAAUUUCUUAUCGAUAAAUUGGAUACAUAUGAAUCCACGGUUCCUGACGCCAAUACGAAAGGAAUUCCUCGAAUUGAAGUCUUCCCACCAGCGUUCCCAGCAAUUCCUCGCCAUUCAAUCGUUCGGGACCUUGCAUAUGAUUCAAUUGAGUUCCCCUCGCUCAAGAACAGGAUGAAAAAAGACAAAAAAGGCUUCAUAAGUAGGCUUUGGAGAUGAGUGCUUAUUUUGGUGGCCUUGGAUUUAUCAGAUUUUUCUUCCAUAACCAUUUUUAAUGCUUCUCAGUUAUAUUAGUUUCAGCUAAAUUGUCUAAUGAGAACUUCGAAUUCCAAGAGCUAAGAUUGAAAUGGUAUUGACGUUCUCGAAUAUCAGGAUUGCUUCUCACUUAUAUCUUGUUAUAGCAGGAGCCGUGUGCACUAGACGGUGCUCAAUAGACUUGUAAGGAAGGAGUAUU